AUGGCCGCUCCCAUCCCCGUCGCCAGCCUCGGCCGUGAUGCCAAGGUCUCCGAGGCCGUCCGCGAGCGUCUCCUGCCAGACUACGAUGUCGUCCACACCUGCCUCGACCUGGCCGCCGCCGAGGUCGAGCUGCCCGCCCUCUUUGGCGGCAACCUGCAGACGGCCAACGCCGCCGGCCUGGGCAGCAACGCCACCAAGCCCGCCGACCAGCGCGCCGUGCCCCAGCUCGUCCUCUUUGGCGGCGACAUUCCCGACGACGAGGUCAGCCGCAUCACGGCCGCCAUCCGCGUGCAGGCGCCGGCCGUGCGGUCCGUCAAGGUGUCGAAGCUGGACGUGCUCAAGGCGGGCGGCCUGGGACCCAACCCGGACGUGAUUGCCAAGGUGUACCGGAAGAAGAUUGCCAAGGACGAGUAG
This is a messenger RNA of Sporothrix brasiliensis 5110, 414 nucleotides long. RefSeq lists its product as uncharacterized. Bases 1 to 414 code for a protein of 137 amino acids. The transcript has 2 exons. NCBI's taxonomy places the organism in Eukaryota, Fungi, Ascomycota, Sordariomycetes, Ophiostomatales, Ophiostomataceae. The record is from RefSeq and is a predicted model, not a curated record.